UGCAGGAUCAGAGGGGUUUCAGUCUGUGACCGUGGAGACUCAGCAAUGGAUAUGAGCUACCUGAACUUCUUCUGCUGCCUCCAGAUAAUGGCGGGGGUCCUCCCCGUUCUCAGUGCGCUCUCCUUUUUUAAAGGUGAGGUGUGCUAUGACAGGCUGGGCUGCUUCACAAACAAAAACCCAUGGUCUGGAACUCAUCAGAGGCUGAUAAGCCGCUUACCCUGGGCCCCGCAGAAGAUUAAUACUCGGUUCCUGCUCUACACCAGGAACAAUCUGAACAAGCCUCAGGUUGUCACCGCCGCCAAUCACAGCACAAUCGCCACCUCCAAUUUUCAGACACAUCUAAAAUCUCACUUCAUUAUCCACGGAUUUAUUAACAGCGGGAAGGACAGCUGGCUGGUGAACAUGUGCCAGGCCAUGUUACAGGUGGAGGACGUGAACUGUUUCUGCACUGACUGGAGCGGAGGAUCUCAGACACUUUACACUCAGGCCGCCAAUAACAUCCGAGUUGUGGGGGCAGAAGUCGCCUAUUUGGUUAACACUCUUCUGGAAGCAUUUAAAUACCCCCUGUCUAAAGUCCACAUCAUUGGGCACAGUCUGGGGGCACAUGCUGCUGGUGAGGCUGGAAAGAGACGACCGGGAAUUGGAAGGAUAACUGGGCUGGAUCCUGCUGAGCCGUACUUUCAGAACACCCCACCUGAGGUCAGACUGGAUCCUUCUGAUGCUAUUCUUGUGGAUGCUAUUCACACAGAUACAACGUCAACUAUACUCAAUCUAGGUACCGGUGGGUAUGGGAUGAGUCAGACGGUCGGUCAUCUGGAUUUCUUUCCAAAUGGAGGGAGACAAAUGCCAGGAUGUAAGAAGAAUCAAGUCAUUAGCCAUGUGAACAUUGAUGGCAUCACACACGUAAUCAAUGAACUCGUCUGCUGCAAUCACAUGAGGAGCUACCAGUACUACACCGAGAGCAUCCGCAGCCCCGACGGCUUUAUUGGAUUCCCCAGCUCUUCCUACGAUGAAUUUUUGGGAGGUGCAGGAUUCCCGUGCCCCAGCGGUGGCUGCCAUGGAUGGGACACUACGCCCGAUCAAUACAGAGGAAUUACAUCCAACACUCAGACAUUUUACCUGAACACAGGAGAUAGGAAGAGCUUCUCCCUUCUGGGUGACCAGGGUGGUGGGCACAGUGACCAGUGA
Molecule: messenger RNA, 1188 nt
Organism: Bufo gargarizans (Asiatic toad)
Lineage: Eukaryota; Metazoa; Chordata; Amphibia; Anura; Bufonidae
Product: pancreatic triacylglycerol lipase-like
Exons: 11
Coding region: 46-1188 (380 amino acids)
Biological process (GO): lipid metabolic process
Molecular function (GO): triacylglycerol lipase activity
Source: RefSeq, a predicted model, not a curated record